GCCCCGCCGCGAGGCAGCAAGGGAAAAGCAACAUGGACGCGUCCAUUUGAACGUCUUGCACGCCUGCCUGUCUUUAGCAGUACUCUGCUGCUUCUACCCAUUCUUCCUCCAGAAUAAAGGAGGAAGAGGGGAUGAGAAGCUUUGCCGGCCGAGGAGUCAUCGUGAUCGAUCUGCCGCUCGGCCCCCGCGCUUCCAGGGAGUUGCCGGGGCUCGCCGCGCCGGACGCGUCCCGAGUCACACAGAAAUAAUGGUGAUAUUUGGAACCCAUGUCGAACUUCUAUGAAGAAAGGGCAACAAUGAUUGCAGCCGGGGAUUUGCAGGAAUUUGUUCCUUUUGGUCGAGACCACUGCAAGCACCACCCUAAUGCUUUGAAUCUUCAGCUUCGCCAGCUGCAGCCAGCCUCUGAAUUAUGGUCUUCUGAUGGUGCUGCUGGCCUGGUGGGAUCCCUUCAAGAGGUUACAAUCCAUGAGAAACAGAAGGAAAGCUGGCAGCUAAGGAAAGGCGUAAGUGAAAUCGGAGAAGAAGUGGACUAUGAUGAGGAACUCUACGUGGCUGGGAAUAUGGUGAUCUGGAGCAAAGGGAGUAAAAGCCAGGCACUGGCAGUUUAUAAAGCGUUUACAGUUGACAGUCCUGUUCAGCAGGCGUUGUGGUGUGACUUCAUUAUAUCACAGGAUAAGUCUGAAAAGACCUACAGCAGCCACGAAGUAGAAAAAUGCAUAUGUAUAUUGCAAAGUUCGUGUAUAAACAUGCAUAGCAUAGAAGGAAAAGAUUAUAUAGCUUCCUUACCAUUUCAGGUUGCAAAUGUUUGGCCCACUAAAUAUGGACUGCUGUUCGAGCGAAGUACUUCCCACGAGGUGCCUCCAGGUCCACCCCGAGAACCUUUACCCACUAUGUUCAGCAUGCUGCACCCAUUAGAUGAAAUAACCCCACUUGUUUGUAAAUCUGGAAGUCUUUUUGGUUCAUCACGGGUACAGUACGUUGUAGAUCAAGCAAUGAAAAUUGUGUUCCUCAACACUGACCCUUCCAUCGUCAUGACCUAUGAUGCUGUCCAAAACGUGCACUCGGUGUGGGCUCUGCGGAGGGUCCGGCCAGAGGAAGAGAAUGCCGUCCUGAAGUUCUCCGAACAGGGCGGGACCCCACAGCACGCAGCCACCAGCAGCUCCCUCACAGCACACCUGAGAAGCCUGUCCAAGGGCGACUCGCCCGUGGCAUCGCCCUUCCAGAACUACUCCUCCAUUCACAGCCAGAGCCGCUCGGCCUCCUCGCCCGGCCUGCACUCGCGCUCGCCGUCCAUCUCCAACAUGGCAGCCCUCAGCCGUGCUCACUCUCCUGCCUUGGGGGUGCACUCCUUUUCAGGGGUGCAGAGGUUCAGCCUUUCGGGCCAUAACCAAUCUCCAAAGAGACACAGCAUUUCUCAUUCUCCGAAUAGUAAUUGCAGUGGCUCCUUUCUUGCCCCAGAGACAGAGCCAAUUGUUCCUGAGUUGUGCAUUGAUCAUUUGUGGACAGAAACAAUCACUAACUUAAGAGAGAAAAAUUCACAGGCCUCCAAGGUAUUCAUUACUUCUGACCUGUGUGGACAGAAGUUCUUGUGCUUUUUAGUGGAGUCACAGCUCCAGUUACGCUGUAUCAAGUUUCAAGAGAGUAAUGAUAAAACCCAGCUCAUCUUUGGCUCUGUCACCAACAUACAUGCAAAGGACGCAGCACCAGUGGAGAAAAUAGAUACCAUGCUGGUCCUGGAAGGCAGUGGAAACCUGGUGUUGUACACAGGCGUGGUUCGGGUGGGAAAGGUCUUUAUUCCUGGCCUGCCAGCUCCUUCGCUGACCAUGUCCAACACAAUGCCUCGGCCCAGCACGCCGCUGGACGGUGUUAGCACUCCCAAGCCUCAUAGUCUGGGAUCAUUGGAUGAGGUGGUACUGUUGUCCCCAGUUCCAGAACUGAGGGAUUCUUCAAAACUUCAUGAGUCUCUCUAUAAUGAAGAUUGCACUUUCCAACAGUUUGGAACUUACAUUCAUUCUAUCAGAGACCCCGUUCAUAACAGGGUAACUCUAGAACUGAGUAAUGGCACCAUGGUUAGGAUCACUAUUCCUGAAAUUGCCACUUCUGAAUUAGUACAAACAUGUUUACAAGCAAUUAAGUUUAUCCUGCCAAAGGAAAUAGCAGUUCAGAUGCUUGUGAAGUGGUACAAUGUCCACAGUGCUCCAGGAGGACCCGGUUACCACUCAGAGUGGAGUUUGUUUGUGAUUUGCCUCAUGAAUAUGAUGGGUUAUAACACAGACCGCUUAGCAUGGACCCGAAACUUUGACUUUGAAGGAUCACUUUCUCCUGUCAUUGCUCCCAAAAAAGCAAGGCCUUCUGAGACUGGAUCUGAUGAUGACUGGGAAUAUUUACUAAAUUCAGACUACCACCAGAAUGUUGAAUCUCAUCUUUUGAAUAGAUCUUUAUGUUUGAGUUCUUUGGAAGUUUCAAGGGUGAAGGAUGAAGACUUCUCACAGAAUCUCAGUCUGGAUUCUUCUACUCUUCUCUUUACUCAUAUACCCGCAAUAUUUUUUGUUCUUCACCUUGUCUACGAGGAGCUGAAGUUGAAUACUCUAAUGGGAGAAGGAAUCCGUUCACUUGUUGACCUUCUUGUUCAGUUGGCAAGGGACUUACACUUGGGGCCUUACGUAGACCAUUACUACAGAGACUAUCCAACACUUGUCAGAACUACUGGCCAAGUGUGCACAAUUGAUCAAGAACAGUAUUGUUUUGAUGGAUUCCGGGAACUUCUUAAACAUUGGUCUAAUUUUGAAGGUCAAACAGGAUUUAUGCAUCACCCGUCCUUCUUCACUUCUGAGCCGCCGAGUGUCGCCCAGUGGGUGAGUGCCUGUCUGAAGGGGGAAGCAAUGCCGCCCUACCCUUAUCUGCCUGGCAUCUGUGAGCGAAGCAGACUCGUAGUCCUGAGUAUUGCCCUCUACAUCCUUGGUGACGAGAGCUCCAUUUCUGAUGAUUCCUCAAAAUAUUUAUCUAAAAUAACUAUAGUCCCACAAAAGGCACAAGCAGAACAAGAAGAAAACAGGCUUAGCUUGCGACAUUCUACCUCAGUUUCUAGCCUCGCUGAAAGAUUAGUUGUCUGGAUGACCAGUGUAGGAUUCACUUUAAGAGAUUUGGAAACUCUUCCGUUUGGAAUUGCUCUUCCCAUCAGAGAUGCCAUUUAUCAUUGCCGAGAGCAGCCUGCCUCAGACUGGCCGGAAGCUGUCUGCCUCUUGAUUGGACGGCAGGAUCUUUCUAAGCAGGCCUGCGAAGGGAAUUUACCCAGAGGGAAAUCUGUGCUUUCAUCAGAUGUUCCUUCAGGAACAGAAACUGAGGAGGAAGACGACGGCAUGAACGACAUGAACCACGAGGUUAUGUCCUUAAUAUGGAGCGAGGACCUGCGUGUGCAGGACGUGCGGCGGCUGCUGCAGAGCGCGCACCCUGUGCGCGUCAAUGUGGUGCAGUACCCGGAGCUCAGCGACCACGAGUUCAUCGAGGAGAAGGAGAACAGACUGCUGCAGCUGUGUCAGCGCACCAUGGCCCUUCCGGUUGGGCGAGGCAUGUUCACCUUGUUCUCCUACCACCCCGUGCCCACGGAACCCCUGCCGAUUCCCAAGCUGAACCUGACUGGACGUGCCCCUCCCCGGAACACAACGGUAGACCUAAACAGCGGGAACAUCGAUGUGCCCCCCAACAUGACAAGCUGGGCCAGCUUCCACAAUGGGGUGGCUGCUGGGCUGAAGAUCGCCCCUGCCUCCCAGAUUGACUCGGCGUGGAUAGUUUACAAUAAGCCCAAACACGCCGAGCUAGCCAACGAGUAUGCUGGCUUCCUCAUGGCGCUGGGUCUGAAUGGGCACCUGACCAAGCUGGCUACGCUCAAUAUCCAUGACUACUUGACCAAGGGCCAUGAAAUGACAAGCAUUGGACUGCUACUUGGCGUCUCAGCUGCAAAACUAGGCACCAUGGAUAUGUCAAUCACUCGGCUGCUCAGCAUCCACAUCCCUGCUCUCCUGCCCCCCACAUCCACAGAGCUAGAUGUUCCUCACAAUGUGCAGGUGGCUGCGGUGGUUGGCAUUGGCCUUGUGUAUCAGGGGACCGCCCACAGGCACACUGCCGAAGUCCUGCUGGCUGAAAUCGGGCGGCCCCCGGGUCCUGAAAUGGAAUACUGCACUGACAGAGAGUCGUACUCUUUAGCUGCUGGCCUGGCCCUGGGGAUGGUUUGCUUGGGGCACGGCAGUAACUUGAUAGGUAUGUCCGACCUCAAUGUGCCCGAGCAGUUGUAUCAGUACAUGGUGGGCGGUCACAGACGUUUCCAAGCAGGAACACACAGGGAGAGGCAUAAGUCUCCGAGUUACCAAAUCAAAGAAGGUGAUACCAUAAAUGUGGAUGUGACUUGUCCAGGAGCUACUCUGGCUUUGGCUAUGAUCUACUUAAAAACCAAUAACAGGUCCAUCGCAGACUGGCUCCGAGCUCCGGACACCAUGUAUUUGCUGGACUUCGUGAAACCAGAGUUUCUCUUGCUUAGGACACUUGCUAGAUGCCUGAUUUUGUGGGAUGAUAUUCUACCAAAUUCCAAGUGGGUUGACAGCAAUGUUCCUCAAAUUAUAAGAGAAAAUAGCAUCUCUCUGAGUGAAAUUGAAUUGCCUUGCUCAGAAGACCUGAAUUUGGAAACUUUGUCGCAAGCGCAUGUCUACAUAAUUGCAGGAGCCUGUUUGUCUCUGGGUUUUCGAUUUGCUGGCUCAGAAAACUUAUCAGCGUUUAACUGUUUGCAUAAAUUUGCAAAAGAUUUUAUGACAUACUUGUCUGCACCUAACGCUUCCAUAACGGGUCCUUACAACCUGGAAACCUGCCUGAGUGUGGUGCUGCUGUCACUUGCCAUGGUGAUGGCCGGCUCGGGGAACUUGAAGGUUUUGCAGCUUUGUCGCUUCCUGCACAUGAAGACGGGUGGCGAGAUGAACUAUGGCUUCCACUUAGCUCACCAUAUGGCCCUGGGACUUCUGUUUUUGGGAGGAGGAAGGUACUCCCUGAGCACCUCGAACUCCUCCAUUGCUGCGCUCCUCUGUGCCCUCUACCCACACUUCCCGGCUCACAGUACUGACAACCGGUAUCAUCUCCAGGCGCUCCGGCACCUCUAUGUUCUGGCUGCAGAGCCGAGGCUCCUGGUGCCUGUGGAUGUGGAUACGAACACGCCGUGCUAUGCCCUCUUAGAAGUGACCUACAAGGGCACUCAGUGGUAUGAACAAACCAAAGAAGAACUGAUGGCUCCUACCCUUCUUCCAGAACUCCACCUUCUAAAGCAGAUCAAAGUUAAAGGCCCACGGUACUGGGAACUGCUGAUAGAUUUAAGCAAGGGAACCCAACACUUGAAAUCCAUUCUUUCUAAGGAUGGGGUUUUAUAUGUGAAGCUCAGGGCUGGCCAGCUCUCCUACAAAGAAGAUCCAAUGGGGUGGCAGAGUUUGUUGGCCCAGACUGUUGCCAACAGGAACUCUGAAGCCCGGGCUUUCAAGCCUGAAACAAUUUCAGCAUUCACUUCCGAUCCAGCACUUUUGUCGUUUGCUGAGUAUUUCUGCAAACCAACCGUGAACAUGGGCCAGAAACAGGAAAUUCUGGACCUCUUUUCUUCAGUGCUCUAUGAAUGUGUCACUCAGGAGACCCCAGAGAUGUUGCCUGCCUACAUAGCAAUGGAUCAGGCUAUAAGAAGACUUGGAAGAAGGGAGAUGUCGGAGACCUCUGAACUGUGGCAGAUCAAGUUGGUGCUGGAGUUUUUCAGCUCCCGAAGCCAUCAGGAGCGGCUGCAGAACCACCCGAAGCGAGGGCUCUUCAUGAACUCCGAGUUCCUCCCUGUGGUGAAGUGCACCAUCGAUAAUACCCUGGACCAGUGGCUGCAAGCGGGGGGUGACACGUGUGUGCAAGCCUACCUCAGCGGGCAGCCCUGCGAGGAGCCACAGCUGAGCAUGCUGGCCUGCUUCCUGGUCUACCACGCAGUGCCCGCACCCCGGCACCUGCCGCCUCUCGGACUGGAAGGGAGCACAAGCUUUGCUGAACUCCUCUUCAAAUUUAAGCAGCUGAAGAUGCCGGUGCGAGCUCUGCUGAGAUUGGCGCCUUUGCUCCUGGGAAAUCCACAGCCCAUGGUUAUGUGAUGACAUCUGGGGCCCGACCCUCCCUGAAACUCGACCACCAAACCGUGACCAAAUGUCAGAGCUGCAGGAGUGCCCUGGCUCUGUCCUCACAGACGGGGGGAGUGAGCUGUACACACCUCACUGUGUUUUAAAUAUUCCAGCGCAUCUGUUGGUGUCAAUGUUCACGUUCUGUGAUACAUAAAAGUAAGUUAGAAUUUGCUUUGUAAAUAAAGUUUUUUUGGUUUGUUUUCACAA
This is a messenger RNA of Cavia porcellus (domestic guinea pig), 6383 nucleotides long. It is a transcript of the gene Anapc1, whose product is annotated as anaphase promoting complex subunit 1. The coding region runs from base 267 to 6149 and encodes 1960 amino acids. The record is from RefSeq and is a predicted model, not a curated record. The transcript has 48 exons. Gene Ontology annotation, molecular function: molecular adaptor activity. Gene Ontology annotation, cellular component: anaphase-promoting complex. NCBI's taxonomy places the organism in Eukaryota, Metazoa, Chordata, Mammalia, Rodentia, Caviidae. Gene Ontology annotation, biological process: anaphase-promoting complex-dependent catabolic process; protein K11-linked ubiquitination; metaphase/anaphase transition of mitotic cell cycle.